This is a messenger RNA of Dimorphilus gyrociliatus, 697 nucleotides long. The record is from the annotation of a GenBank genome assembly. Lineage: Eukaryota; Metazoa; Annelida; Polychaeta; Dinophilidae.
AGAACAACAUACCAGUUUAUGACAGUUUCACAGCUCAAAUUUAAAAUUUGAAUAAGUUUCCUUAACAUAAGGUCAUUUAAUUCAUAAAAUGCAGGCAAAUAAGACAGGUAUUACUUUGAAAGGUUCCACACAAAUGGUGACUGAAUUUUUCGGGUUUGGACUGAAUAGUAUUCUUUAUCAAAGAGGGGUAUAUCCAGAUGACAUGUUUACCAGAAAGGAGGCUUAUGGCCUAUCAAUUUUGGUAACAAGUGAUCCAAAAUUAGAACAAUUUCUGAAGACUGUUUUGGACCAAGUCCGAGAAUGGCUUUUGAAAAAAGUUAUAAAAAAGCUUGUUCUGGUUAUGAAAAAUGUCAAAACCGAAGAAAUUGUAGAGAGAUGGGUGUUUAAUAUAGAUUGCGAAAAACAAGUGGACAGUGAAAAUACGAAUAGUAAAAAGGAAUUGAAAGAUAUUCAAAAUGAGAUAAGAGCCGUUUUAAGACAAAUUAUUGCAUCAGUAACAUUCUUACCUGCUUUGGAAGAUACUUGUACUAUCGACGUUCAAGUUUACACCGACAAAGACGAGGAAACCCCAUCUUGCUGUUAUGAGAGCAGCGCUCUUCUGAUAAAAGAUGCAGAACAAGUAAAAUUUAAAUCGUUUUCAACCACAGUUCAUAAAGUUCAAGGAAUGGUUGAAUAUAAAGUAAAAGAUGACGAAUAG